Molecule: messenger RNA, 3865 nt
Organism: Salvia miltiorrhiza (redroot sage)
Lineage: Eukaryota; Viridiplantae; Streptophyta; Magnoliopsida; Lamiales; Lamiaceae
Product: chaperonin 60 subunit beta 4, chloroplastic-like
Exons: 14
Coding region: 707-2488 (593 amino acids)
Biological process (GO): protein refolding
Cellular component (GO): chloroplast stroma
Molecular function (GO): ATP binding; ATP-dependent protein folding chaperone
Source: RefSeq, a predicted model, not a curated record
GCACUGUUAUUGCAUCAACAAAAUUGGGCGGGGAAAAAGACAACAAAAUUCGUCUAUGCUUGUUCCUGUUCUCAGUGGUUCAUUCCACUAUUGCAUUCUCCAUGAAUGGAUCAAACCCUCAAAAAUCUUCAAUUUUGGGAAUUAUCAUCACGCCCUGCUAGUGGAUCAGACGACAGAAGAAGAAAACAGGCGGCGGCGACAUAGAUUGGUAAAGACCAUAUUAGAAGAAAGAUGAAAGGGAGGCGGAGAAGAAAAAAGGCAGAACUUUCUUGGAGAGGGAGUGAGGUGGCAUGUACUGCUGUGAGAUGGAAUUUAUUUUAUUUUAUAUGAUCAAAACGACGAUGUUUUAAUCAAUCAAUUUAACAACUCACUGUAAUUUUUGCUAUCAGAGUCGAUUUGGAAGAAAUUUAAUUUCAUGGUAAAAUUAAGAUAAAUCGAAAGUUUGUGUCUUUACAAUCUAAUACUACUAUCUCUUUGUAAAUUUGUAUUAUAUUCUGAUUAUACCCCUCAAUUUUCUUCUGAAUAACGCCAAAAGCCCAUUACCAUCCAUCAAGAAAGAUAUUAUCUAUCUCAAAUUUUUCUUAUCCCUCUGCAACUAUCUGGACUGCAAAUAAACACCCUUUUGAGGCAGAAGCCAUAUCAAAAUAAAAAUUAAUACAAAACAGAUUAUUUGUUUGUCCAAAUUCUUGCACCACCCCACUGAAACAUGGGUUGUUCAUUCAAGCCAUUGCCUGCAGCCUUCACCAACCAACCAAUGCCCACUAAAAUUACCAAGAAACAUUCAAUUUGCUGUUCGUUGAGUGCAAAACCUGCAGCAAAGGAUUUGUACUUCAACCAUGAUGGUUCUGCCACUAAAAAACUAUUGGCAGGGGUUAAUAAGGUUGCAGAGCUGAUUGGAGUGACAAUGGGGCCUAAAGGGAGGAAUGUGGUGUUGCAGAACAAGUAUGGACCACCCAAGAUUGUCAACGACGGCGAAACUGUACUUAAACAGAUUGAGCUGGAUGAUCCUCUAGAAAAUGUUGGAGUGAAACUGGUGAGGCAAGCUGGCGCUAGAACGAACGAUCUUGCUGGUGAUGGUUGCACGACGUCCAUAGUUCUUGCGCGAGGCCUCAUUGCAGAGGGCGUCAAGGUCAUUGCAGCCGGCUUGAAUCCGGUUCAGGUUUCACGAGGGAUUGAGAAAACAGCAAGAGCCCUUGUUUCUGAGCUCAAGUUGAUGUCUAAAGAGGUUGAGGACCAUGAACUUGCACAUGUUGCUGCUGUGAGUGCUGGGAAUGACUACGCUGUCGGAGACAUGAUUGCUGAUGCUCUCCAGCAAGUUGGAAGAGAGGGAGUCGUCACCAUUGAGAAAGGGAACUACGCGGAGAACAAACUAGUGAUAGUCGAGGGGAUGCAGUUUGAUCGCGGGUACAUGUCUCCGUAUUUUGUGACUGAUCGACAGAAGAGGACAGUGGAGUUUCAUGAUUGCAAAUUGCUGUUAGUAGACAAGAAAAUCACACAUCCAAAGGAGAUGUUCAAGAUUCUUGACAAUGCAGUGAAGGAGAAGUACCCGAUUCUCAUAGUUGCAGAGGGGAUCGAGCAGGAAGCUCUGGCUCCGGUGAUCAGGAACAAGCUGAGAGGGGUGCUCAAGGCAGCAGCCAUCAAAGCUCCUGCCUUUGGCGAGCGCAAGAGCCACUGCUUGGACGACCUUGCUGUCUUAACCGGAGGAACCGUGAUCAGAGACGAAAUAGGAUUCACGCUUGAAAAUGCACGCGUAGAUAUGCUGGGAUCUGCUUCAAAAGUCACAAUAACAAAGGAUUCCACCUUGAUAGUCACUGAUGGAGCCACUAAUGAAGCCGUGAAGGAGAGAGUCACACAGCUGCAGAGGCUCGUGGAGAACACUAGUGAAGAAUUUCAAAAGAAGAUUUUGAAGGAACGAAUAGCCCGAUUAUCAGGCAGCAUAGCUCUGCUUCAGGUUGGCGCGCAAACAGUCGUUGAGUUGAAGGACAAACAGCUGAGAGUUGAAGAUGCAGUGAAUGCAACAAAGGCCGCCAUUGAGGAAGGCGUAGUCGUUGGUGGUGGCUGCUGCCUUUUAAGGCUGUCCACAAAGAUUACUAAAAUCAGAGAGCAAUUAGACAAUGAAGAGCAAAAAAUCGGAGCAGACAUUUUCAAGAAAGCUUUGUGUUAUCCUGCAAGACAGAUCGCCAAAAAUGCCGGUGUCAAUGGAAACACUGUCAUCAACAAGAUUCUAUCAUCGGAUGAUGUGAGAUUCGGCUACAACGCUGCAAGCAACACGUACGAAGAUCUCAUGGCUGCCGGCAUCCUAGACCCUUCAAAGGUUGUUAGAUGUUGCUUAGAAAAUGCUGCAUCGGUUGCCAAGACGUUCUUGAUAGCUGAUGCAGUUGUUGUUGAAAUCAAAGAGCCAUUUUCGCCAAGAAUGAUGAGAAAACCAAAACCAAUGCCAACUUCAGGUAAUAAUAUACUAUAUACUACAUUUGGUCUUCGUUGUUAGCAGAUGAUUAGUGCAGUGUUCUGUUUUGUGGUAGGUGUUGGACCGGUUAGCCGGUUCAUGAACAGAGGAUGAGCCCCCCAUGCACUAACACAAGAUUCAUCAAGAUUGUGAUGCUGAAGAACUGACCAUCCAAAUUCGUUAUUUUUCACGAGAAAUUUCUGCAUAUUAAUCACUCUAUGUAUGUAUUAUUGUUCACCAACAAUGUUCAAUCACAUAUUUACAUGGAAUCACCUCAACAUAUUACAUAUUUAUUGUUUUAUAUUUUUAUAUGUGGAAAAAAUAUUCACUACAGAAGCGAGCGACCUAUUUUCUGUGAACUGUUGGACCAGUGUUUGGUUAUUUUGCUAGUCAUGCCUCAUGAAUGAAAGUAGUUUGUUUUCUCAUCCUGUUUUUCUUUUCUUUUGGAUAGAUCUGUUUCUUUUUCGUGUGCUUUGGUUCUUUUUUUUUCUUCCUUUUAAUCCAAAAUUGAGUCCCAAAAUUAUGCCAUUUUCGAGGCGGAUAGAUAACAGUCAACUUGCAUGAUGCAAUUUUCAAGGAGAGUGAAAAUGAUAUACAAUGAUCUGGAAAAUAGGAUAAAGCUGCCUACAACCUACCAUGCUUAUGGAUCUAUGACAAAAGCAUGUAAUUAGGGCUUAUUUUACGAUUAGAUUUUUUUUAUUUAUUUUUUAGAAUACGAUUAGAAUAUAGUAGUAAUUAAAUCAUAAAUAUGAUUUAAUUUAAAAAAAGCUCGAAUUAUUUUUGUGGGGUCGGGAUAUGCACAAGAUUGGGCCGACAGAAACCUAUAUAUAGUUAUUCAGCCCAAGCCCAGACAAAAAUGGGGUCGGCCCAUUUAGAGAGAUGUGUGGCAUGGACAGGCAGCGGUGCAGCUGCCUGAGUAAUAUGUGUCGAUUCGACGCUGCUGCACCACCGAUAGACACACACACACACCGUUGCACGUCUAUAUAUAUAAUAUUGGUUGCAGAAACCCACUCAGAUGUGAAAGCAGAGCCCUCUCAGCUCAUAUUAGGGAUUUUUCGAUUUUAUUAAACAAUAAAAGAGGGAGGGUGAAAAGAAAUGGCGAUGGUGCUGAUGGGAUUGAGCGUGCAAUUCGUUUUGGAUUUCGUGGUAGCGGGUAUUUCCCUAAUCAUUGGGAUGGGAUUAUUCGCUUUCAUCGCUUCAAUUCUAUGCUCCGCCGCUUUCUUUCAAAACGCCAAGGAGAUUAAUUGAUUUGGGUUUCUGCUGCAAUUGAAUAAGGCAGGCUGUAUUUCUCCCUCGUCAUGGUUUAGUUUUGUGGAUGUAGGCCUCUCCUCAAAAUGGAAGAGUUUUUGUGUGUAAAUUAUCACUUGUAUAAAAAUGGACAUCGCCUUAAUGUUAUUACAAAUGGCUCCUCCUAGCAAA